CCCUCCGCCUAGCCCCAGCUCCGCGAGGGCGAAACGCUUUCUCCCGGCAUGCAGCGGGAGGAGGGAUUUAACACCAAGAUGGCGGACGGCCCGGAUGAGUACGAUACCGAAGCGGGCUGUGUUCCCCUUCUCCAUCCCGAGGAAAUCAAACCCCAAAGCCAUUAUAACCAUGGAUAUGGUGAACCUCUUGGACGGAAAACUCACAUUGAUGAUUACAGCACUUGGGACAUAGUCAAGGCUACGCAAUACGGAAUAUAUGAACGCUGCCGUGAGUUGGUGGAAGCAGGUUAUGAUGUUCGGCAACCAGACAAAGAAAAUGUUACACUCCUCCAUUGGGCUGCCAUCAAUAACAGAAUAGACUUAGUCAAAUACUAUAUUUCGAAAGGUGCUAUAGUGGAUCAACUUGGCGGUGACCUAAAUUCAACUCCAUUACACUGGGCCACAAGACAAGGCCAUCUAUCCAUGGUUGUGCAACUAAUGAAAUAUGGUGCAGAUCCUUCAUUAAUUGAUGGAGAAGGAUGUAGCUGUAUUCAUCUUGCUGCUCAGUUCGGACAUACCUCAAUUGUUGCUUAUCUCAUAGCAAAAGGACAGGAUGUAGAUAUGAUGGAUCAGAAUGGAAUGACACCCUUAAUGUGGGCAGCUUAUAGAACACAUAGUGUGGAUCCAACUAGAUUGCUUUUAACAUUCAAUGUUUCAGUUAACCUUGGUGACAAGUAUCACAAAAACACUGCUCUGCAUUGGGCAGUGCUAGCUGGGAAUACCACAGUCAUUAGUCUUCUUCUGGAAGCUGGAGCUAAUGUGGAUGCCCAAAAUAUUAAGGGUGAAUCAGCACUUGAUUUGGCAAAGCAGAGAAAAAAUGUGUGGAUGAUCAACCAUUUGCAAGAGGCAAGGCAAGCAAAAGGAUAUGACAACCCAUCUUUCCUUAGAAAGCUCAAAGCUGAUAAGGAAUUUCGGCAGAAGGUUAUGCUAGGAACUCCUUUCCUAGUUAUUUGGCUGGUUGGGUUUAUAGCAGACCUAAAUAUUGAUUCUUGGCUCAUUAAAGGGCUAAUGUAUGGUGGCGUUUGGGCUACAGUACAAUUUCUUUCAAAAUCCUUUUUUGAUCAUUCAAUGCAUAGUGCAUUGCCCCUUGGAAUAUAUUUGGCAACCAAAUUCUGGAUGUAUGUGACGUGGUUCUUCUGGUUUUGGAAUGAUCUCAACUUUUUAUUUAUCCAUCUUCCAUUCCUUGCCAAUAGUGUUGCCCUUUUCUACAAUUUUGGAAAAUCUUGGAAAUCAGAUCCAGGAAUUAUUAAAGCUACAGAAGAGCAAAAGAAAAAGACAAUAGUUGAACUUGCAGAGACAGGAAGUCUGGACCUCAGUAUUUUCUGCAGUACCUGUUUGAUACGGAAACCAGUGAGAUCCAAACAUUGUGGUGUGUGCAACCGCUGCAUAGCAAAGUUUGAUCAUCAUUGCCCAUGGGUGGGUAACUGUGUAGGUGCAGGCAACCAUAGAUACUUUAUGGGCUACCUAUUCUUCUUGCUUUUUAUGAUCUGCUGGAUGAUUUAUGGUUGUAUUUCUUACUGGGGACUCCACUGUGAGACCACUUACACCAAGGAUGGAUUUUGGACAUAUAUUACUCAAAUUGCCACUUGCUCACCUUGGAUGUUUUGGAUGUUUCUAAACAGUGUUUUUCAUUUCAUGUGGGUGGCUGUAUUACUCAUGUGUCAGAUGUACCAGAUAUCAUGUUUAGGUAUUACUACAAAUGAAAGAAUGAAUGCCAGAAGAUACAAGCACUUUAAAGUCACAACAACAUCUAUUGAAAGCCCAUUCAACCAUGGAUGUAUAAGAAAUAUUAUAGACUUCUUUGAAUUUCGAUGUUGUGGCCUCUUUCGUCCUGUUAUUGUGGACUGGACCAGACAGUAUACAAUCGAAUAUGACCAAAUAUCAGGCUCUGGGUACCAGCUUGUGUAGCACCAUCUUUAUCUAUGAAGCAUAUUGCUGAGUGGUGCCUGAAAACUGUGUCUGUCCGUGUCUCUCUCACACUCGAAUCCACAUCCUUUGAACAAUAGCAUGCUAUGUGUAGGGCUAACAAUGAAUUUUACAGUCUUAUUUUUUUUUCCCGACACUUUUAUUAACAAAAGUAAACAUGGACAGAACACACUGCCACUACUGGAAAGAAGAAAGAUCAUAAAAAAGGAUUUUAAUGGUUCAUAAUGUGGGAAUUCACAGUCUGCUCAACUCUUGGUUUAAUUCUCAUAGUACAUUUCAUGAAAAAAGAGUGAAAUUAUUCUGUUAACAGACAUGGUAUGCUAAUUAGAAAUGUUCAAUUGUAGCUAACUUUAGAUUUAUGGUCUAUGGUUUAAGUUUAUGAUGCAGUCUAUUGCAUCUCAUUCCAGAAGAGUGAUCUUAAAUUGAUUCAGAUUAGUAUGUGUACAUUUUAGAAUGUACAUGUAAAUACUGUGAUAAAAAUCAUGUGGGUGUAUUAGAUCUACUGUAACGUGUCUUCAAAGGCACGAGAAAAUAAUGUUCACAAAAAAUGUGCUGACAAUAUUUUACUUCUCUCAGCUGUUGCCUUGCUGAUAUAUUUCUAGUUCAGUGAAAUAAUUUGUAGUAACCUUGCUCUGAGGUCUUAAUGAUCUGAUAAUAAAGCACUUGCAUGAGUAGAAUAAAGCACAUUAUUUUGUUCAAACUUAAAAGCCCUACUAAGUGCAUGAUACACUUCAUAGAAUGUAUACUAGCAGAUACUAUACAGUGAGCAUAAAUUAGAAUUUAAUUUGGUGUUCAAACAGCCCAAUUUUUAAGCGUUGAGAUGUAUUUUCAAGAAAUGGCAAAAUUCUCAGUAGUAGAUAUAAAUGGAUAUCCUUUAUAAUUCUAAGAUAUGAAAUAAAUUAUAUGCAAAAUAAUGGAGUGUUGCUAAGACAGAGCAUGAGAUUCUGCACAUAGCACAUGCAGAUUGAAGAAAAACUAAUGGUAUAUUCUGGUUUUUAAAAAUGACCUAUCAGAAAGUAGAAUUU
This is a messenger RNA of Chrysochloris asiatica (Cape golden mole), 2990 nucleotides long. RefSeq names its product zinc finger, DHHC-type containing 17 (gene ZDHHC17). Gene Ontology annotation, biological process: protein palmitoylation. Bases 49 to 1947 code for a protein of 632 amino acids. Gene Ontology annotation, molecular function: protein binding; palmitoyltransferase activity. Gene Ontology annotation, cellular component: Golgi membrane. Lineage: Eukaryota; Metazoa; Chordata; Mammalia; Afrosoricida; Chrysochloridae. The transcript has 17 exons. The record is from RefSeq and is a predicted model, not a curated record.